AAAGAAAGCAUUACGGUGUCUGUGAAAAAUCACAAUUAUGCUUUUACAAGCAACCAAUCGUAGCAGUUUACGCUACUCUUGCACGCGAAAAGUGACAGCGCAGCGGGAAUUAUUCAUGGAGAAAAAAACAAUGUUUAUGUUGUAAUUUAUAUAGAUUGUAAGGGAGUCAUAGUUUGCUUGGAGAAACUCUAGUAGAAGUAAGAUGGCAGAAUCUGUUUUGAAAGAAAUAAUAGAAGAAGUUGUACAAAAAACUGAAAAUUACUCAAAAGAAGAAAAAAAAUCAGCAGCUAGUGAAGUUGCUUUGAAAUGUGUAGACACUAUAGCAAAACAUUUAAUGACAUUAAGAAAAGAAGAGUUAAAAGAGGUAGUUAGAAAGGAGACCAAAGACUUGAAUGAAAUGGAAUGUGCAUAUACAGAAACUGACAAGGAAAUUGAAAGUGAAAGUGAACCUAGUGAUGAAAUACUCAGUGAUGAGAACAACAAUGACAUGUUAACAACAGAAGACGAGGCUGAAGAUUUUCUCAAACAUGUCCUCAGAGACACAAGUGAUAGUGAUAGUGAUCAAGAUGCUGAAAAGGGAAGUAAAGGUUUUGAACUAUCUGCUGAAGGGUUUGAAAGUAUGGGAGGUCCAUUAAAUGAGAAUGAAACAAGUCUCAGUGUUGCUUCUGCCUUCGGAAGCAUCGUGGAUACUCCUGUCAUGACAGAAUCUGAAAAAAUGUUGAAACAGACAAGCCACAGUGAACUUGGCUUGAAGGUCAAUAGCAUGAAAUCGCCUGUUAUGCAGGAAUCAGAUAGCGCUCUCUCUAAUACUUCUAAUUCUUUUCCUAUUACAUCAGUUAUAAGUGUUAGCAAUGUUGACAAAGAUGCAAAUACAUUAAGUAGCUCCGAUAUUUCGUUGCAACAGACUAAACCAAGCACUGAGGAAAAACCAUCAGAUGCUGAUAUCAACAAUAAUUACUCUGACAACAGUAGUUCCAGUAAUCUGUUCGAUGCUUCAUGUGUAUUCAAAUAUGACUGGGCUAAGUGCUAUAACCCGUAUGUUACAGACAACCGUGAUUUGUCUACCCCAGAUGCGGAAAUGGAAAAUAUCUCACCAGAAUUAUCUUGUUUGAUGCAGCUAAGCCCGACUGCAACUUACGGGAAAGAUCAUGCAAUUGGCUGCCAGAGGUUAUAUUCAAGACAACACCCUCAAACUGUGAGGUCGGGUUCUACUUUGAAUACUCCUGACCCAAUAUUUUAUGAAGACACAGAUUCAAAUGAAUCAAAUAUGGCUAUGUUUAGAAAGUAUAAUGCAGCUGUGACUGAAAAUCCAGUACCCGCUUGGCCAGAUUUGGAUGUGAACAAUGAUUUAGAUGCAAAUGAUGCCAUUAAAGGAACCAAGAGAAAACAUUCUGAUGUUGAUCAUCCGGAUGAAAUUGGUACUUCCCCAAACAUUUUGCCAGAUUCUGUAGUAACAAGUAUCAUGAACCAGGGUCGGCCACCAGAUAUUUCAACGUGGAGGGCAGUAAAUUCAUCAUGUGACACCCAGGGCAACUUCAUGAAUGAUGAUAUUGAUGGACAUUGGAGUAAGCCAACCUGCACUGUCCAACCUUUCCAGAACAAUGGACUCUUCAGCGAUUCUUUGGUAAAUGGAUUUAACAGCUUUGGAACAAAUCAACAACAAGCAAUGUAUACAGCGUCUGUAUAUAACCCUUAUGAGCAUGCAAAUAACUUGAGUGUGUCUCAGCAACCAUACAACCAGUUUAACUCGGUUUCUACAUUGUUGAGGUCUUCGUGCCAGUUUACAACAAACCAGGCCAGAAAUCCCACUAACUAUGCAUCACAGUUAUAUAAUAACAGCUUGCCUAACUCUGCUGCAUACAGAUUAGAUUUUUCAAGUCCUGUAAAUGUUGGUUCACCAGGUGUGUUAAAUUUUGUUUCCCAUCCCCCAUACCUUGGAGUUGAUCUAACUCGACCACUUGCAGUCCAUGCUAAUAGCUUACCAAACACAGAUUAUAAUACUAGUCUAAGGUAUUCCAGUGUUCCAAACAGACAUGGUUUAAACGUAGAUGACUUUAGAAGUUUUUACCAACCUCAUUCACAGGGCUUUCAGCAAGUGUCAUUUAGAAAUCCUUAUUUGAAUCAGUUGAAUCAAAAUCCUCCAAGUGCUACACAGACAUUCGUUGAAAGUCAAGCUAUUAACUCGCAAGGAACCACUUUGGACAGUAUGGUUAAUGUAAGUGAUGAAAAUAAAGAAAUAAACCAAGUUACAACAUCUGGAACAAGAGACUUCAAUAACAAUACAAAUUCAAAUGUCGGUGAAAGUGGUGUGAUGGAAGAAGACCAAACUAGCAUUGUUGGUUGCAAAGAAUGUGAUCUUAUCACAGACAGUAGUAGCAAAAAUGAAAGAAAAGAAGCUGAAAAAUCUAGUGACAUAUCCAAUAAUGUUCUUGGCAAUUUGAAUAUGAAAUCCAGUUCUGAAGAACCACCAGAUAAAGAUACUUCAUCAACAGAUGAUUCUUCAGCCAGCCAUUUGAAAACCCAGGAUAAAGGUGUACAAAGCAAUGAAGCAGAUUCAACAACUAUUGAUCUGACAGGUGAUUCAGUGGAGGACAAAGAAGGUUUUGAUAAUGAAACAGGAGGGAUUGGUUCACCAACUCCAGCUCACAUCUAUCCAAAAAUUCAGAAUAAAUAUUUCACAGAGAUUUACAUGAGGAAAAGCCGGACAAGCUCUCCGAUUACAUCGUUUUGUACGGCUUUGGAUCUUAGUAAGAGAGAGGAGAAAAAGGAUAUGAAGAAAGCAGCAAGGCCAACUGUUCCACAAAAGAUCUUGCCAUAUGGGGAGCCAGAUAUUCCAAUAUCAGCUAUAUUAAAUUCAGUGCAGGCCCCAACACUUGCCUACAGUGGAGCUAUGUUAGUACCCUACAUGAACUCAAUUUUUGCUGCAAUGGCUAACCUGAAUAAAACUCAAACAACAUCUACGUACAGCUCAGUUAGUACCCUGGCAAAUGCUGCUGUAGGUACAAAAAUGGCAGAGACUGUUCAAAACACUCCAAGUGUUUCACCAUUGACUCAAACAAACAAUCUCACCUUAAAUCAACAGGUGCUUAUGUAUUCAAACUUCCUGCAGGCAAGUAGGUCAGCUGUAAGCACUUCCACCACCACAGAGACUACUAGUAACCCGCAGAACACUGGAAAUGGUCAGACAGUCAGUGUUCCAACCGUGAAUGUGAACAGUAUCCCGCUUCCACUGUAUGCUGCUCCAAUACAGUACCCAAUUAGACCACUGGUCCCUGUGGUAAAUCAAAUUGGCAACACACAGGGGCUUGUCAAUCCGUAUAUGUGUAGAUUUAACCUUGGUGUGGUGUGCCACUUCAGACAGCUACAGGUGUGCCAAUUCAGACAGCUACAGGUGUGAAUAUUCCUUUUAAUACUUCUGUAACCCUAGAUACAGCAAACAACAACAC
Mercenaria mercenaria is the source of this 3446-nucleotide messenger RNA. RefSeq lists its product as uncharacterized. The coding region runs from base 203 to 3397 and encodes 1064 amino acids. The transcript has 3 exons. NCBI's taxonomy places the organism in Eukaryota, Metazoa, Mollusca, Bivalvia, Venerida, Veneridae. The record is from RefSeq and is a predicted model, not a curated record.